Molecule: messenger RNA, 1298 nt
Organism: Pocillopora verrucosa
Lineage: Eukaryota; Metazoa; Cnidaria; Anthozoa; Scleractinia; Pocilloporidae
Product: chymotrypsin B
Biological process (GO): proteolysis
Molecular function (GO): serine-type endopeptidase activity
Source: RefSeq, a predicted model, not a curated record
UGAAAAAAAAUCAACGAUGUUUUUUCUUUUUUCUGUACUUGUUGCCUUUUUAGCUCCUUCGAUUUGUCACGGAUGUGGCAAAAGACCAUUCCAUUCUACACGAGUGGUAAAUGGGCAAAACGCUGCACCUCACUCGUGGCCAUGGCAGGUAUCUCUACGUAAAGAUGGAAUGCACAUCUGUGGUGGAUCUCUGAUCAAACCCAACUGGGUGGUUACUGCGGCUCACUGUGUCUACAAGAAUAAAUAUCCAGGAUUUUACAGAGUUGUUGUAGGUGCCCACAAACGCCUUGGAUUUACUUCGAUUGAAAAGGCGUUUCGGGUUAAGGCCAUUCACCUGCAUGAGGAAUUUACUAUGGAGACUCUGAAACAUGACAUUGCGGUUCUUGAGCUCAGAGGCUCAGCAACGAUCAGUGAUAAGGUCUCCACAGUUUGCCUUCCCACUGAGGAACCGAAGCCUGGGACGAAGUGUUUUAUAACAGGAUGGGGCCUUGUUUCAGAGAGCGAACAAGCGAACAUCUUGCAACAAGGGGAGAUGCCUAUAGUGUCGAACGACGAUUGUGCAAAGAAAUACACUCGGUUUGAUAGCAAGGCUCACUUAUGUGCUGGGAAGGGACAGGAAAGCAAUUCAGCUGGUUGCCGUGGCGAUAGUGGAGGUCCACUUGUGUGUGAACAGGGUAACUCUUGGUAUCUGCACGGUGCUGUUAGCUUUGGCAAAAAGGGAUGUUUGCCGACCGCCUACACUGUAUUCGCAAGAAUCACAACUUAUAUCCCGUGGAUUAUGAAUAAAAUAGGAGGGAGCCCGCCACUACCAGCGACGCCACCCCCACCAGCAACACCACCCAAGCCGUCUCCACCGAAACCAGGGCCUGGUUGCCGAGAUAGCCAGACAUAUUGCCCCAGGUAUAAGCACUACUGCAUUAAAUAUCCGAGUUUCAGAAAGGAUUGUCCCAAAACCUGCCAUGCUUGUUAAACGACGUCGAAGAACUCAAAUCAAACACAGUAGAUUAAACCAUAUUAACCCUCAUACAAAGCUGCUGUGUGUUUUUAUUAUACGUAGUGAUACAUAUUUCAAUUCACUUGGCCCGCUAUUGCUGAGCCAAAUCAAAAAGAACUUCUCUUACCGACCAUCAACCUCUAAACUCUACAUAAUUAAAGUGCUUUGUCUUUCGCUUAAGCCAGAUAUGUUGAUUACGUAAUCUGACAGUGAGAUACUUGGAAAUAUCCUGCAUGGUAGCGAAGAUGUAAUGAGGAACAUUGCCAUGAAGUAUCGUUUAUUUAACUCAUUUUUUUGCAAUGAC